UGAACGCAUCGUUGACAAAAGAUGUGACGCUGCCUGCAACUGCAAUCAGUCCCCGUUCCGUUUUCACUUUCACCGGAACAAAGGAAAAAGAAAAGUGUGUGUGUGUGUGUUAUUGCAUUAUUGGCUCCUGCACCUACUACCGCCACGAAGCGACCCCGACCCGUUCCUCGUCGUCGUCCUCUUCGGAUCUUCGCUUCAUCCACACAACGUAAGCUCUCCGCCCUUCCCAGUUCGGCAGUUCCUCUUCUCAGUCAUGCUCUUCGACCGGUUGUCGCCGGUGACCAGGCGGUGCGAUCGCAUCCCUUUUUUUCUCUCUCAGGGGAGGGGCGGCGCGUAGAGGCACGCCGCCGAGCUUCGGGCAUCCCAUCUGACGCGACCGGUCUUCGGGCACGCCGCCGAUCGAGCUAUGGACGCGUCGAGCUCCCUGUCCCUCCUCGCACUGGUGACCAUGCUCAGCCUCCUCCACUCCGCCACGACCGACGCCGCCGCGGGUCUGCCGGCGGCGCGGACGAGCCACCGGAGGCUACUGCUGCUACACCAGCAGGACACCAACCUCGCCGCGCUGCCUCCGCCUGCACGCGUGCACGUCGUCCCAGUCGACGUCCACGUCCCUUCUCAUGGAACCGGCUCUUUUCCGGCAGCGUCUCCCGGUCCACACGGGGGCAAGAACGGUCCGAGUGAGGCAGCGCCAGCGACGCCGGCGACGGCGGCGGCCUAUCUGUCGAGAUCCAUGAGGUGGCUGUACAUGGUUGCGGUUCCGGCGGUCGCCCUGCUGGCGCUCGCUGGACUGGCGUGCUGGCUUCUGUGUCGCAAGAGCGCCGUUGCCACCAUUGGGCCUUGGAAGACCGGGCUCAGUGGCCAGUUGCAGAAAGCGUUCGUUACAGGAGUACCGAAGCUGCAGCGGUCAGAGCUGGAACGUGCCUGCGAGGACUUCAGCAACAUCGUGGUGAGCUACCCGCACUACACCGUCUACAAGGGAACUCUAUCGACCGGCGUCGAGAUCGCCGUGGUGUCCACCAUGAUCACGUCGAGCAAGGAGUGGACAGAGCAUUCAGAGAGCUGCUUCCGGAGAAAGGUAGACGCCCUGUCGCGAAUAAACCACAAGAACUUCGUCAACCUGCUCGGCUUCUGCGAGGAGGAAGAACCGUUCACCAGGAUGAUGGUGCUCGAGUACGCGCCGAACGGGACGCUCCACGAGAGCCUUCAUGCCGAGGAUUUCGAGCGCAUCGCUUGGCGAGGUAGGAUGAGGAUCGUCAUGGGACUAGCGUACUGCGUCCAGCACAUGCACGAGCUCAGCCCUCCCGUGGCGCACCCUGACAUGCAGUCGAGCUCCGUACUGCUAUCUGAAGACGGCGCUGCGAAGAUAGCGGACAUGAGCGUUUGGCACGAAGUGAUUUCUCAAGGCAAAACGACGACAAAUGGUGACGAACAAGCGUCGUCCGCUGGCCUGCUGGCGGGGAAUGUGUACAGCUUCGGUGCUCUGCUGCUUGAGAUCAUCUCCGGGAAGCUUCCGACUCCAUACCCCGCACACGAGCGCUCCCUGCAGAUGACCUCGGCUCUGGUGGAGCGCGUAACCAACGACGACCGGAGCGUAGCCUCGUUGCUUGAUCCAACGCUGGGUGGAGACCACAGGGAAGACGAGCUAGCGGUCAUCGGCGAGGUGAUCCGGGCCUGCAUGCAGAGCGACCCGAGGCGAAGGCCGAGCAUGAGGGAGGUCGCCGCCAGGCUGAGGGAGGCCGUGGGUAUCUCGCCGGUCGCUGCGACGCCGAGGCUGUCUCCGCUCUGGUGGGCCGAGCUGGAGGUCCUUUCCGCCGCGGAAGCAAGCUAAUAAUAGUGGGCGAGAGGACAGGACAGGAACAGGGCAGGAUGAUGUCGCGCAAUCUGACCAGUUUGUUCUCAAGAAAAAAAAGCCUUGCAGCCCUUUGUGCAUGCUGUAAAUGUGAAUGUGAAGCUGCAGGGAAGGAAUAGUAAUCCGUGAAUGUAAAUCUGAAACUCUGAAGGUGCUAGAUGUACGUAGCUAGUGUCUUGGCAAAGGUAUCAGUAAUUCAGUAUAAAGUCAGAGCAGCA
Molecule: messenger RNA, 2067 nt
Organism: Zea mays
Lineage: Eukaryota; Viridiplantae; Streptophyta; Magnoliopsida; Poales; Poaceae
Product: putative leucine-rich repeat transmembrane protein kinase family protein
Exons: 7
Coding region: 407-1828 (473 amino acids)
Biological process (GO): protein phosphorylation
Molecular function (GO): ATP binding; protein kinase activity
Source: RefSeq, a predicted model, not a curated record